AUGCUUUCACACAAUACUGAUCAGCGCAGUUUAAGCAACCCGCAAAGUGACCGAUCUUUAAGUAGGAAUUCUAUUGACUCAUCUUCACAACAAUCUCUAGACUCGAAAGCCGCCUCUUUUCCAUCAUAUUGUUUGUUUGUUGCUUUUGUGGCCGUUAUUGCAUCGCUUGAAAAUGGAUGGAAUCUCGGAGUCACAAACAUUCCCGAACAAACUAUUAGGAAUUGUACAUCCGAACACCCACGUGUAAAAUCAAAUUUACCGAAUUGUCUUCCAAUGAACAAUUUUUUAUGGGGCUUUGCCACGGGAAGUUAUGCGCUUGGAGGCCUUAUUGGAGGCCUUCUUGCAGGCCAUUUUCAAACACUCUACGGAAGACGGAAUACUUUGGUGUUCAAUACCAUAACUUGGAUAUUCGGCGGCUUGUUACUAGGAACAGCACUUCAUCCCUUAAUGUUUGUAGCUGGUCGCAUCUUAACUGGUAUUGGAAGUGGUAUUGGAUCAGUAGCUGCUCCGACAUAUAUAGGUGAAAUAGCAACCAUAAAAUCACGUGGGGCCAUAGGAACAAUUUAUCAAUUAUUCAUAGUAAUUGGUAUCUUAAUAUCACAAUUACUCGGUCUUGUGCUUUCAUUCGUUCCAGAAGCAAAGGAUGCUUUGCAAAAAUUAAGAAAUGGGUAUAAUGUUGAAAAUGAAUUUCGGGAGAUUGUUGGAGGUCAGACUACACAAUCUAAUGGAAAGCAUGUGGAAAGUGACAUGAACGAAAAUUCAAAUAUCGGCAUGUCAUCUGCUGCUGAAGGUGUAGAAAUAGUAGCUACGCCAAAAAUUCAGAAUGCCAGAGGGUUUAUACAGAUUUUACGAGACACACGUUGUCGAAGGAUGCUUUUAAUUUGCGUCGGACUUAAUAUGAUGCAACAAUUGUGUGGUAUCAACGGAAUCAUUCUUUACAGUACCGCUAUAUUCCUUCAAAUUUUUGGUCGUGGAGCCAAAUAUGCAACUCUUGGAGUUGGAAUAGUUAACUUGUUGAUGACAUUAAUCUCUGCUUACUUGGUAGAUAAAAAAGGUCGAAAACCUUUAUUAUUUACUUCAUUUAUUGGAAUGUGCGUUUCAUCGAUUUUUGUAGUAAUUGGAUCUUUGUAUCACGAUAAUGUUUUGGUGAUUGUUGCUGUUUUGUUAUUUAUUUCUUCUUUUGCUAUUGGGAUUGGUCCAAUAGCAUUCCUUAUUACACCAGAGGUACUACCAACACAUUGCGUAAGUUCCGGUGGUUCGAUAUGCUUAGGAAUAAACUGGCUCUGUAAUUUCUUGAUCAUUCUAAUAUUUCCGGUACUCCAACAAUCUCUUGGAGGAUACACUUUUAUUGUUUUUGCUAUUAUUUCAGGAAUUUCAGCAAUUGCAACUUUAAUGUUUUUUCCUGAGGCAU
This is a messenger RNA of Dentiscutata heterogama, 1411 nucleotides long. NCBI's taxonomy places the organism in Eukaryota, Fungi, Glomeromycota, Glomeromycetes, Diversisporales, Gigasporaceae. The record is from the annotation of a GenBank genome assembly.